AUGUUCUCCACCCUGCUUAUGGAUGCCUAUCGUGUGGCAUGGACUGAAAGGCAGGUCAGCUUCCAAACCGACGACAGGCACAAGUUCAGAUCAGAUCAGAUUUAUUAAGGGAAAGGUAGGCGAGCGUCUUUGAACUCCCUUUUGGUAACAAUACCGUCAUAAAAAAACAAUGUGUAAGGCAAAUGUUGAAGAAAACUAGGUAAGUAAUUACGUACAGUAAGCAUUGCUUACUGGUAUGCAUUUUUCUGUGAAUGUCUUCUUUGUCAAAAUUGUACAAUAACCAGAACGGUACUGAAUGGACCAAGUAAUGAGGAAGCAAGCGCAUAUGUUGCGGUCAGGAGAUAGCGAAAAAGGCAAAACGUAAUGUUACUAAAAUAUAGAGAGUAACAUGCUUUAUAACGUAAAACCUUGGGUGGCGCGGGUGGUACAGGGGGGAAAUAUGUUAAUUUCUGAUGCUGUGGAGGUACAUAUCCCUCUAAUGGUCAAGCUUUCUCUUAAACGAGUCUACGGAUAAGGACAUGACGAAGUCAACAGGCAGGGCAUUCCAUGCCUUUACCACUCUGGCUGAAGAAGGACUUCCCUGCGUCCAGUCUCGCCCCGGUCACGCGUAGUUUCAGAUGGUGUCCUCUCAAGCUUGUAGUGGUGGCCAGCUGAAAGAAGUCACGGGAUGCGAGGCAGCAAUCCUGACUGUAGCAUUCGAAACGUUUGAAUUAAGUCGCCACGUAGUUGUCUGUAGUCCAGGGGAAAACGCUUAAGAUUUGACUGUCUAGUUUCGUAAGGUAGGUUUUUAUGACCUCUGACAAGCUCGGUUGCCUGUUGUUAAACUUUAUCGGGGGUGGUACGGUCUUUGACAGUCCAGGCUCUCCAGGCCUGAAUGACAAAUUCUAACUGUGGGCGCACAAACAUCCCGACGACCUUGCGAAAGCACUCUUCGUCAAACGUGGCAAAUGCCCGCUUGAUAAGAUAUAAGCUUAAGGAAGGAGACACGAUCGUCGGGACAAGAGCUUUAUUAGCCUGACAUUUCGGAUUCCUACUCGAAUCCAUCAUCAGAGACAAAAAGCAGAAACGGGUGGUUGUUGCACAAGGGACUGCGGUAUUCAAAGGAUGCAGUCGCCAUGCUACUGAAUACCUAUGAGCAUUCACGGCUCCCCCCUUCAUCCGGAAUUGUCGCACUUGGUGUGAUCAUUGCUUGAUGGCCGACAUUCGAGUCGAUAAUUGCUGCAAUUUCAUCACGUGCGUUGGAUGUUGGCGUGAUGAUUGCUCGACCAUCUGACACACAGACCCCGGUGUUGGGAAAAGUGUUCACCUCUGCGCUCCCCGCAUGGCUUGUUACUCCGCCUAGGCGAAGUAGCAAGCCAUGCGGGGAGCGCAGAGGUGAACACUUUUCCCAACACUGGGGUCUUUGUGUCAGAUGGUCGUGCAGUAAUCACGCCAACAUCCAACGCACGUGAUGAAAUUGCAGCAAUAAUCGACUCGAAUGUCGGCCAUCAAGCAAUGAUCACACCAAGUGUGACGGUUCCGGAUGAAGGGGGGAGCCGUGAAUGCUCAUAGGUAUGCGGUAGCAUGGCGACGGCAUCCUUUAAAUACCGCAGUCCCUUGUGCAACAACCACCCAUUUCUGCUUUUUUGUCUCUGAAGAUGAAUUCGAGAAGGAAUCCUAAACGUCAGGCUAAUAAAGCUCUUGUCCCGGCGAUCGUGUCACCUUCUUCACGGCAUGCAAGUUGUUAAUUGCCGAAAUGUCAUCACCCGUGUUGGAUGCUGGCGUGAUGAUUGCUCCGCCAUCUGGCUCACCGGCUAGCGUGCUCCACGAGUGGUCAAUUACCUUGGCCAGCCUAUGCCUCAGCAUGGAAUAUGGAGUGGGGAUGUCGUUGCGCUUGUUGGUAGACUGAGGUCCCGCUAACCAUGACUCAAGCAACUCGCGGCUAACACGAUUAUCCCCUCUCCCGAGAAUUUCAGCCUCAUCGAACUUGAAUGUGUGGCCGGGUCUCAUCGAAUGGGCCGCGACCUGAGACUUGGCGUCAUUUUUCCCUACCGGUGCCGCGCGAUCGGAGCAGUCUUCCAGUUUCUCCGACGUAGUUGCUUUGUCCGCAACUUCACCAGAUCCGGUAAACGAAUCCAGAUGUUUUUUGCCGUGGCGGUGUGUCUUUUGGUCUCAUCACCCGACGCCUCAUGGUGGCCUCCGGUCUGUGUUAAACUCCAACCCCAGUCAGCCAACUGCCAGCUGUUCAUCUUUCCUGUAACGAAAAUUAUACAAUUAUGUGUGCUGUUAAGAAAAGGUCACAUACGUCUUAUUGAAUUUCGCAGUAGAUGUGGAUCAUACCAUAUAUUUUCAAUGUUAAAAAUGAGAAACAUUUUAAAGGCGAAACAUAUCUUUUCCUUAAGCAGACGAUUGGAAGAAGACGCCGUUUCCUACUAAUUAAGCAUAGUACAAAUAAUACGUUUUUGCAUGUAUUCUACAACAUAUAAGUAAAUAAAGAAGGACAUCGAAAAUCAGUACAAAAAUUCAAACUAGCGGCGGGAAAGGUGCUCUUUCGAAAGCCGGUAUGCUGACGUGAGUGAAACAGCCCACUCUUAUGUUGUGUGAUAGUCAGUUAUGCGACCAUAAUAAGCAAUCCUUUCUAGACAAAGACACAUUUCCGAAUAUCGUUUAACCUUUCAUGAGAUAGCUGCGAAGCAGAUGACCUCUUUUUCCUCACUCGUUUGAUGCAUAACCACCGUUUUCUCCGUGUUAUGAACAGGCCGAAGUUGUCGCAGACGAAGUAGGUAUCACCAGAACGUCAAUCAAACACACACACACACAGAACGUCGGUCCCAAUCCCAACUGUGUGCAAGCGUCAUGUAGGCUGCAUUAAGACGGGGUUGUUACAGCAUGACUCUCUGUCCCAAGUGGACCGAGGUAUCCCCCAGAUGGCAGUCUUCCAAGUCACAGCUAUUAGCACAUUGUUAUUGUUUGGAAACACGUCAGAUUGGUUGCAAAUGAGACGUAUGUGCCGACUGCCGGCCUAAUCUGGACGCAUUACGGAAUAACACGUGGAAUGUUUGACUAAAAUGAAGGCUACUGUGCCGUAUGACUGGUUCAGCUUUGAGGCCUAUUUCAUGAUAUCUGUUGACGCGCGAUUUAACGAUGAAAAUGUUUAUGUGGAUACAUUCCAUGAAGACGAUAUUAGUAGCAGCUAUACUGUCCUUAAAACUACAAGGACAGGCUGCACGCAUGCUCGGAUCGCGCAUACAUGAGCAUGAGCUGGCUGUGCAACCGGUUAAUGAGUUAUCACUGGUGGCUUUCCACACCCUCAAAAUGGGUCACGAGUUCAAUAGUUUGUCCAAAGACUCUACUCAAGUAAUGCUUUCUAGACAAUGACAAUUUCGAUUAAUCUCAUUGUGAGAUAAUUGUGAAGCAGUUGGCUUCUCUUUCCAUGCUCUUCUUCGUUUACUGGCGUCCUAUCAGGCGUUUUAACUGGCGAGGAUGGAGUAAGAAAAUUGUAGCCGGUGGACCGUGUCUUACGGGAAUGGUGGUAAUACGGACGAGGCCUUAUAGCGGGCAGUUGGUUGGUGGGGGAGGUGACAAUUUUAAAAAAGUCAAAAAACUGCAGUAAAGUCGUCUAUUCGGUACAAUAAAAAACGGAAAUAAAACGCAAAAAUUAAGAAACGUUUUAAAUAGUUUUAAUUAAAAAAUUGAGAAAACUGAAUAAAAAGCCGCUGGUUAAUUUACAUUCGUAGCCAAUAGGGAGAAAAGGCUGUGACCUUGCAGUCGGCAAACAAGUCCGAAUGAUGAAAUUGUGGGGUUGAAUAUUGACAUGCGCGAUAAUCAUUCGAGGUAAUAAAAACACUGUGACGGCGCACUUGUCUACAAAUAUGAACGCGUGUCACACUCUACACGGUCAUUUACUCCACAGGACGUGCAGAUAACAUUACCAAGAGUGCUGAAUUAAGGGGAAAUUUCGCAACCCUGACACCCAGCAGGGAGCAUUCAGUGUGCUUUCAAUGAUAAUGGGUCAAGACUUUGAAAUCCCUACUUUUUAUUUAUCAGCGUUUUAUUUAUCCCCAUGCGUGAGCUCCAAAUAAAUUGUCCGUAUAAACAUAGUAUUAGCAUAAUUUAAGUAGCAUUAUUUUUAAUACUAAUCUCUGUGGACGUUGUUGCCUUCACAAGAUGGCAGAGGAUGGAGUUGUCAUUUGUGGUUUGUUGUAUGUCGCCACUCAGCCUCUGCAAAGCCAGAAAUGGCCAUUCCAGUCUCCCUUGUCUUUGUUGGUCAUACUACUGUGCUUCACUGUGAGUCAUCUGUUACACUGACCUAUCUGUCUUCUACUCGACUUAUCCUUCCUCGCAUGGCUUCUUACUCCGCCUAGGCGAAGUUUCAGCACGGAGUAUGGAAUGGGAAGCUCGUGCUAAAACUUCGCCUAGGCGGAGUAGCAAGCCAUGCGGGGAGCGCAGAGGUGAACACUUUUCCCAACACCGGGGUCGGUGUGUCAGAUGGUCGAGCAAUCAUCACGCCAACAUCCAACGCACGUGAUGAAAUUGCAGCAAUAAUCGACUCGAAUGUCGGCCAUCAAGCAAUGAUCACACCAAGUGCGACAAUUCCGGAUGAAGGGGGGAGCCGUGAAUGCUCAUAGGUAUUCGGUAGCAUGGCGACUGCAUCCUUUGAAUACCGCAGUCCCUUGUGCAACAACCACCCGUUUCUGCUUUUUUGUCUCUGAUGAUGGAUUCGAGUAGGAAUCCGAAAUGUCCGGCUAAUAAAGCUCUUGUCCCGGCGAUCGUGUCUUCUUCUUUGAGUCUUAUUAUUAGUUGCUAGCUUCUCCUCGGUGUCAUUGCGGGGGACGAUGAUCGUCUGUUUUCUGCUCUUCUGCGGCGGAUUAAUAUCAUGCCUUGUCAUAUACUCCGCAAUUUCUUCUGGGGCUUCCGUCCAUGCGGUAGUCUUUUCUAUGUCGAAUCCUUUUACCUUCUUCUCUGGUGAUCGGACAGCUUCUACUCUGCCAGUGAGCUGGUCAUUGUUCUUCAGCUGGGUAGUUAUCGAUGAUGUGUGUGCACCGCCAUUAUCACUUCCCAACUUAAUUUGCGAUUUUGGAUUGUCCUUUACCACCGCUCGUGGUGAGGGUGGUGCUGUAUGUUCAUGUUUUCGUUUACCUCUUCUUUCAGCACUUUUUUAUUUCUACAGUCAGCGAUUUCCUGAAACGGCAAUCCUUCUAUUAGUGGGUUGCUGUUCGUCAACUCUGUCAGUCUUGAAACUAUCUGUUGGCUGCUGCUGAAUUCAGCAAUUGACCUGAACUUAUCAUACUUUAGUAACAAGGCAAUGAGGUCUAUGGGGAAGUUCAUGUUCGUCUCCAACGAUAUAAUGCUUAACGCGAGAUCUCGGCAAUAGUUACACCGCGCACAACAGUUUGAAGGUUCGGCAUCUGGUAGAAAAUCCUGUGUAGUCGUAGCGGAUUUCCCGACAUAAUUUGCGUCGCGGGCCAUAUCCGUCCUGUUUUGAGCCACUUCUGGCGUACUGCAUUCGUUAGAUCCUCCCUGCCCGAUGUGACUCGACGCUGGUCGACAUGGAGUUGCCAGUGUACUAUGUUCAUGGCCAAGUCCGGCGUAUCCUCGAAUUAUGGGGUUAAUGCAAUAAAUAUUCUUUAGGCUGUAGCGGCUAAGCGGUGAUAGUGUACGCUCAGUACGUCACAACUUCGGGCCAUAUGCCAAGUUGUUAGAUGCAAGACGCCAUUUAGUUAGGACACUUUAUUCUAUACAGAAUAGUGAAGGGAAAAUUUGGCAACCGGACGAGGAUGCGUCCAGCGCCGCGGAGGCGGCGUCCGCUAGAGCGACGAGCCCUCUGUCGCCGAAGGUCGCCGCUGCAAAAGUGUCGUUGCAGAUUGUUUACUCUAUUGUUCUGGACUGUUCCCGCCUGUCUUAACAAUCAGCGAUAGGAGUUGCGUUGAUUGGCUCCGAGCCCACGCGAAGGUAGUGACAAGCCUCGCGUGGUGCAGGCAGUGAAUUGCAACGAGACAAAUCGAAACCGGGCAGACGUGCGUGCCAUAGCAUGCUGUCGCUAGGACGAAGGUGCAGGCGCUAGCGAGAGGCACGACGUAGCCAUUAUGGCUGUCCACUACAAGGCGCUCACCUCCUGAGGCGAGGGUUGGGGGAUCGACUCCCGCCCUCCACCGCCUUUUUUUAUCCCGAGGGACUGAAGGAUCGUACACUUCUACAUUUCCCAUGCCUUUAUGCGCCAAAGUCAAGGAUGCAACAAAGGCCAAAAGGUUGGCAGCCGGAGAGAGUCACAAUCAAAAGAAGGUAUAAGGGCUUCAGAUGUCUGGGAAACUUUAGACAACGGAAAUCUAAGCGAAUACUUCGAGACUUCAGACAACAGAAACCCAGUCGAAUUCAACGGUACUUCAGUUAAUAGAAAUUUAAGCUAAUGCUUUGAAAUAAGGGUAAAGCUAAUGCCUAAGUUUCGAAAUGAGACUCAGUCUUUGAAAAGAUUGUUCUAAGCGUUUCGUUUGCUGGAAGAUUUGUCUUGUUGGACUCGUAUGCAGAACUGUCAGUGUCGAAGUCCAUGUUCUGCGGUGGUGUUUUAAAUUGCUGACGAUGCUAAUAUUGCUGGCUGAAAUUCAAUUUUCUAAAUUGCGGUUGACUGCAGGAACAUCCAGAGUUCGGAAAUCUCAAAGAAUAAUAACCCCUCGGAGGACGAAAAUUUGAACCCAAGUUGAAGUAUCCAAGGUCAGUCUCUGCAGGCCCUUUGCCUGUAAUCACUCAAACUUCGGACUAAUCAUUAUCACGAGAAAGGCGGUGUGCAUGUAUCGUUCGACGCCAUCUCACUAAUACAGCGAGCCCACGGCACAAGACAACAGAAUCGUCACACAUCAUUAGGCGAUUUUGCACGCCUAGGAAGACUACCGCAAGGCACAUCAAGGUCGACGACGGAGUCGCGGGUUUGGUCUCCCAUGUCAGUCAUUCCUUCUGCCAGUAACAGCUCUCCAUCUGGAAUCGUUGCGACAUUCUCCUCGUUACAAAAUCAAAGACGUUGCUACGGCUAUUUGCAGCAAACGGUGCUACAAUUUGUGGCAGCCAGCCAUCCUGACCCGUCUGGCGUCAUUGUUCAAGACCUCGCUGCCUCAAGGUCAUUCACCCCUUGCAGCGAGCCGUCCCAGACGAGCCGACCUGAAGUCACACGACCAACUCCCGGCAUUUACCUGACUCUGCCCUCCUCCCACACACUGGCGCGGUGUCAAGACAAACUCCAGAAGCCCAUAGGCGGGGAAGGCGCAAGUAGAUGGCACGCUCAAACCCACACCUUGACGACCCACUUCACACCCCUUGUUUCACACAACAAAUGACCAGCCUUUUAAUCAACAAUUCCAAUGAGUUAGUGGGGGAGAGCGACAGGGCUUUUAAUGUGCCCGAUCUCUGUCAUCAACUGUGUCUGCCACAGCAAUCCCGAGAUGUUGAAAUUGGUUAUGGUGCGUAUUCCGAUAACUCCUGCCACAAUGCAAUAUGACCUCGACUUUGUUCAGCGUAUCUAACGUGUGGCCGGUUGGGGUGGGGCAUUAAAACGUGAGAACCGCAGUACAAAACCUCACCUCCCCCCACUCUGCACCAUGGUGGAUACCAAAAUUUCUUAAUCAGCAUGUGAUGUAUGUAUGCUCAGGUGUGCAAAUGAACAAGGAUACGCAUAUAGAGGCUUGCGAUUUCGAAACAUUCUGUUUGUGCGAGCAAAAUGAGCAUUGUCUCCGAGAAGGGUGACUGCAGCAGCUUAGUAUCAACGUUCAACGAACCAGAAAUGACAAUUCCUUCUUCCCCAGCCUUUGCAGAAAACAAUUUUGUACAAUUUACCAGGUCAUAAAAACCAAUAUCGAAUUCUGUGCUAAAAUUAAAAUAUAUCGGUGGGGCAUUGAAUUUUCAGAGCCGCAGGUCAUUGAGAGUGGACGAAUGUAGUGAGGGUGUUGGACUUAGACGCCGAAACCGAAUUCUGCCCUACGUGUACAGUGCGGCAGUCGGAGAUGCGAAGCGAUCGGAGAAAAGUCCACGUAUUCGCAGACCGCAGUGAAAUUAGGCGCUUUCUCUCAGUCAUCAGUUGUGUUCAGUCUUACUAGCGUAAAAAUAGACGAACGCCGUUGAACUCCCUAUUGUUUGCAGACUGUCUGGUAAAGAGCCCGAUAAAUUAAAAAUUGAAGGAGAGAUUGUUUACGUAUUUGCGAGAGCAUAGCAGGAAACUGCCCCCCAGACGAAAAAGACUGAACAGGAACAUCUACUUGCGUAUUGUUAGCAGUAAAGUAAUGUGCAAAUUCAGCCACUGAUUAUGUGAAUGCGCAUGUGGCUGGCAAUCGGGAAGCUGGAGACGUGCCGAGCCUAUAAUUUAACGAAUCCACAUAGGGGGAGAGUGUAGCAUCAGUGGCCACGUUGGUCCACUUUGCAACUACUCAGUCAGUUUAGAAAAAUCUCCGUUCAUUGUAGCUUGUCUUGCCUGCGCGUAGUCCUAGGGGAUGACGCACGAAGCGAGCGUGUUGGCUUGAGUGAAGAAAUCACUGCGGACAAUACAGCAUGCUAGGCCAUGCAUAAUGUGGAAGGAUAGUAUAAGACCAUCGUGUAGUUGCCUGUGGGAAGGGAGAAUCAGGCUGAGAGUUAGUAGUCCGGUUUCUUAGGCCAGACCGGUUGUCAUUUUUGUCGCCCGACUCUGGACGUUCUCUAAAUCACUACCGUCCUUGACAGUCCAAGGUCUCCAUAACUGUAUGACAUAUUCUAGAUGGGAUCACACGAAGCUGUCAAAUAUCUUUGAAAAGCUACCUUUGUAAAAUCCCAUAAAGGCUCGCCCAGUGAGUUGCAAUGUAGACAUGGCCGAAUUGGCUAACUUCAGACAGUUCAGUGUUGGUUUGAAAGAUGAUAUAAUCCACACGCCCAAAUCCUUCAGACAGUCAACCUGUUGCAGUGGUGUACCCUCUAGAAAGUAAAUCGCACAACUACAGGUUCCGCUGCUGCUGCUGCUGCUGAUUUGAAAAAAGUGCACAUAUAUGAAUAAGUCAGUGCUCCAACCAGUCCUCGAGUCUGUUCGAAUUUAGCUGCAUGUGGACAAUGUCUGCCGCAUUCUGAACAACAUUCAGCUGUUGUAUGCCGUCAGUGAACAGUAUGACAUCACGGUUUAAGUUCCUGACGCAGUAAUUUACCAAAAAGAAGAAUAACGUGGGGUCUAAGACUGAGUCCAGUGGAACACUAAUCGCCACUCAGAGGACUGCUGACGCCCGAUUCUUUGCGACUUUCCAAUGGAGAUGUUCUGGAUGUAUACAAGGAGACUUCCAUGAACUCCUAGGCUGCGCAGUUCGUGCAAGAGACGUCUGUGAGAGAGGCUGUCGGAGGCAUUCUUGAAGUUGAAGUACGUUGCGAGAAUCAAAUUGCCUUCGUCGCGUGCUUUGGUCCAGCGUCCAGGUGAAAAUAUCCGACUCAUGAGACUGGGUCCACCACUGCGAAAGCCGUGUUGGGCAUCGGAGAGAAGGUAAUUCUGCUCAAGAAAAUGUAUCAACGCCUUAUUAAUUAUUUUCUCCAUCACUUUGAAACAAAUGGAGGUGAGGCUUGCUAGCCUGUAGUUAUUCUACGGCGCCCAAUCCACAGUGCAGCCCAGAGAACACAACGACGGUCGCUAAUUCCGACGCGAUAAGUCGAGUAGAAGACAGAUAGGUCAGUGCAACAGAUGACUCACAGUGAAGCACAGUAGUAUUACCAACAAAGACAAGGGAGACUGGGAUGGCCAUUUCUGGCUUUGCAGAGGCUGAGUGGCGACAUACAACAAACCACAAAUGACAACUCCAUCCUCUGCCAUCUUGUGAAGGCAACAACGUCCACAGAGAUUAGUAUUAAAAAUAAUGCUACUUAAAUUAUGCUAAUAAUAUGUUUAUACUGACAAUUUAUUUGGAGCUCACGCAUGGGGAUAAAUAAAACGCUGAUAAAUAAAAAGUAGGGAUUUCAAAGUCCUAGCCCAUUAUCAUUGAAAGCACACUGGAUACUCCCUGCUGGGUGUUAGGGUUGCGAAAUUUCCCCUUAAUUCAGCACUCUUGGUAAUGUUGUCUGCACGUCCUGUGGAGUAAAUGACCGUGUAGAGUGUGACACGCGUUCAAAUUUGUAGACAAGUGCGCCGUCACAGUGUUUUUAUUACCUCGAAUGAUUAUCGCGCAUGUCAAUAUUCAACCCCAGAAUUUCAUCAUUCGGACUUGUUUGCCGACUGCAAGGUCACAGCCUUUUCUCCCUAUUGGCUACGAAUGUAAAUUAACCAGCGACUUUUUAUUCAUUUUUCUCAAUUUUUUAAUUAAAACUAUUUAAAACGUUUCUUGAAUUUCGUGUUUUAUUUCCGUUUCUUAUUGUACCAAAUAGACGACUUUACUGCAAUUUUUUGACUUUUUUAAAAUUGUCACCUCCCCCACCAACCAACUGCCCGCUAUAAGGCCUCGCCCGUAUUACCACCAUUCCCGAGAGACUCAGUCCACCGGCUACCAUUUUCUUACUCCAUCCUCGCCAGUUAAAACGCCUGACAGGAUGCCAGUAAACGAAGACGAGCAUGGAAAGAGAAGCCAACUGCUUCACACUUAUCUCACAAUGAGAUUAAUCGAAAUUGUCAUUGUCUGAAAAGCAUUACUUAAGUAGAGUCUUUGGACAAACUAUUGAACUCCUGACCAUUUUGAGGGUGUGGAAAGCCACAAGUGAUAACUCAUCAACCGGUUGCACAGCCAGCUCAUGUUCAUGUAUGCGCGAUCCGAGCAUGCGUGCAGCCUGACCUUGUAGUUUUAAGGACAGUAUAGCUGCUACUUAUAUCGUCUUCAUGUAAUGUAUCCGCAUAAACAUAUUCAUCGUUAAAUAACGCGUCAACCAAUUUCAUUAAAUAGGCCUCUAUGCUGAACCGGUCAUACGGCACAGUAGCCUUCAUUUUAGUCAAAUAUUCCACGUGUUAUUCCGUUAUGCGUUCAGAUGAGGCCGGCACACGGCGCAUACGUCUCAUUUGCAACCAAUCUGACGUGUUUCCAAACAAUUACAAUGUGCUAAUAGCAGUGACUUGGAAGACUGCCAUCCGGGGCAUACCUCGGUUCACUUGGGACAGAAAGUCAUGCUGUAACAACCCCGUCUUAAUGCAGCCUACAUGACGCUCGAGCACGAGCUUCCCAUUCCAUACUCCGUGCUAAAACUUCGCCUAGGCGGAGUAUUAAGCCAUGCCGGGAGCGCAGAGGUGAACACUUUUCCCAACACCGGGGUCGGUGUGUCAGAUGGUCGUGCAAUAAUCACGCCAACAUCCAACGCACGUGAUGAAAUUGCAGCAAUUAUCGACUCGAAUGUCGGCCAUCAAGCAAUGAUCACACCAAGUGCGACAAUUCCGGAUGAAGGGGGGAGCCGUGAAUGCUCAUAGGUAUUCGGUAGCAUGGUGACUGCAUCCUUUGAAUACCGCAGUCCCUUGUGCAACAACCACCCGUUUCUGCUUUUUUGUCUCUGAUGAUGGAUUCGAGUAGGAAUCCGAAAUGUCAGGCUAAUAAAGCUCUUGUCCCGGCGAUCCUGUCUCCUUCCUUAAGCUUAUAUCUUAUCAAGCGGGCAUUUGCCACGUUUGACGAAGAGUGCUUUCACAAGGUCGUCGGGAUGUUUGUGCGCCCAAAGUUAGAAUUUGCCAUUCAGGCCUGGAGACCCUGGACUGUCAAAGACCGUACCACCCUCGAAAAAGUUCAACGACAGGCAACCGAGCUUGUCAGAGGUCAUAAAAACCUACCUUACGAAACUAGACUGUCAAAUCUUAAGCUUUUUCCCCUGGACUACAGACAACUACGUGGCGACCUAAUUCAAACGUUUCGAAUGCUACGGUCAGGAUUGCUGCCUCACAUCCCGUGACUUCUUUCAGCUGGCCACCACUACAAGCUUGAGAGGACACCAUCUGAAACUACGCGUGACCGGGGCGAGACUGGACGCAGGGAAGUCCUUCUUCAGCCAGAGUGGUAAAGGCAUGGAAUGCCCUGCCUGUUGACUUCGUCAUGUCCUUAUCCGUAGACUCGUUUAAGAGAAAGCUUGACCAUUAGAGGGAUAUGUACCUCCACAGCAUCAGAAAUUAACAUAUUUCCCCCUUGUACCACCCGCCCCACCCAAGGUUUUACGUUAUAAAGCAUGUUACUCUCUAUAUUUUAGUAACAUUACGUUUUGCCUUUUUCGCUAUCUCCUGACCGCAGCAUAUGCGCUUGCUUCGACAUUACUUGGUCCAUUCAGUACCGUACUGAGUGUACAAUUUUGACAUAGAAGACAUCCACAGAGAAAUGCAUACCAGUAAGCAAUGCUUAUUGUAUGUAAUUACUUACCUAAUUUUCUUCGACAUUUGCCUUACACAUUGUUUUUUUAUGACGGUAUUGUUACCAAAAGGGAGUUCAAAGACGCUCGCCUACCUUUCCCUUAAUAAAUCUGAUCUGAUCUGAACUUGUGCCUGUCGUCGGUUUGGAAGCUGACCUACCUUUCAGUCCAUGCCACACGAUAGGCAUCCAUAAGCAGGGUGGAGAACAUAAGGCCAAAGAGGGUAGGAGCGAGUGCACAGCCGUACAUCCCCUCACUUGUUAGUUAGGCCGGUGAACAAUUCCGGACGGGGAUGCGUGAACACGCACCUGCCGAUGGACAAGACGACAAAGUGCUCCCGAUGACUGCUCAUUCAUCCGAAUCAGAGCGCGGGUUCGAUUUCGACCAUUUGACGGUAUUAGACCGACCGGAUUUCACGCUAGCGGAUGAGUAUGUCUCCCAUUAGUGGCAACUAAUUCAACGAGCAUAUCAAACUGCCGCUCACUUUCGAGAUGCUGUGGGAAAAAUAAAUAGCAAUUGGCAGCCCUUCGUUUGCAGCGCCAAAUUUAAGUUCUAGAAAUUACGUCUUACUACGCAAGAAUAAGCAGUUUUCCUUAGUUCUAGGGGAUAUGAAUAUUCUCCCUCCCACCAUCUUCACACAGGGAUGAAUACGACUGUCAUGGUUCAUCCACGCUAUGUAACUUUUCCUAAUCCAAGAUUCCCCUCUUUCGGUGUAUGGUGCAGGGUGAUUCGAUCGAAAUGUUGAAAAAUUGGGCCUAGGUGGCGAUCGAAGUAGACCGAGCUUAAAAUGUGUAUUUUGAGUGCUUGCAAUUUCCUUAUUUUUCACGACUACAGCUGGUCUGUGUUCUUCUCUCUUCUGAAAAGCCACAAAUAAUUUGCACCUUCUGACAGGUGAAUAGGUAAAUUCUUGAAAGGCUGUCCCUCUCAAAAUCAUUUCAAACAAAUGACUCGUAAACUAAAGUCCUCCGAGGGGGCUCAAUGACAUCCAUCAAUUCGGCUUCCGAAUUCCUGGCCGAGAUUCUUAGAAAAACUGCCGGCCUGAUCAUAUUAUGGCGUCGUUCCAUUAUUCACAUCUGCCCCAUCGGGACUGACACGCGAUGUUCUAUUCAAACGGCUAGAAAAUAGUAUGAGGUAACAAGGAUCCCUCUCAAAAUAGACCAUUUACUGCUGUUCUUUUUCCUCUGUCGAUGGAUAUUUGGCAACGGUAGGAUGGAGGGCCCCAAUUAUUCACCGACAUACUGUGAAUCGUCUCAUACGGGGAUCGUGGUAAUGGGGGAUUUUACGCUGGAAAGUAAGCUGACGGGAUGAAGGAAAAUAUAGAAGAGGAUCGGCGGCAAAAACGAUGCUUUCGAGAAAAAUGGUGAAUGUAUCCAGCUGGAUAUUCCAUGAGGUUCAAUCUUGAAAAAGCGCCUGAUGAUUGGACGACCGAACCUAUCCCCUGGCAGACAUUUCUGUCGUCGGUUUUCUGUUUCUCCGCUCUUUGGUACAACUACCAGUCAUCAGCACACAAUUAGAUUUUGCAAGUACAUACAUCAAAACACGACCCAGAUUAUAUCAACAACUAAUUGGGGUCCUUCGCCAUACGGUUGCCAAAGUCUGUUCCAAGACGUAGUUUACGUUCGACGGAAGAAUGUACGAGCAUGUGGAGGGCACGCCAAUGGAUUCGUCGAUCUCGACACUCAAAGUCAAAGCGAUCCUAAAACGAUUGAAGUCUCUUGUUUUCUGGCACCGUAGACCGACAUUCUGGGUUCGAUAUGUGGAAAAUGUCUUCGUCACCAAAGAGCGUUCCAACGCCGUCUUCCUACACAUUCAAUUUAAAAUGGAGAAGGAGUAAAAUAACCAGCUGGCUUUUCAAGAUGUCCUCGUCUGCCGCACAGAUUUUGGUGACCUAAAACCAAAGUGUUCAGGAAGGCGACAUAUACGGCGCAGGCACUGAACUCCAACACUAACCUCCCGAUCGGUCACAAACGCAGUUGUGUAAGGAUGCUAUAACGGCGCAUUGAGACGCUCUGCAGUGAGACGGAUUGCAAUACUGAGAGCUAAUGGCUACCCAAGCAACUUAACCAAACAGCACAUGCGCAAAUGAUACUACGGAGACAAAGUGCGAUUGACCCUAAAUUUUGGCGAGCUCUUCCGUAAGUGAAGUACGUCUCGGAGGCCGUCAGCCGUCUUCUCACUCUAUUUGCAGUUGAGAUUGCACGUAGGCUAGAAGCAACCAUCAGGCGCCGGGUCAUGAGGCCGAAAGACUCACUGCCACGGUAGGAAACGUGUAGAGUCGUUUACCGGAUCUGGCGCAGUUGUGAACAGAGCACUUAAGCCGGAGAAACUGGGGCAUUUCUCUGGACGCGGAUGGCUGAGUAAGCAGCAGCGGUGAGUUGGGAAGUAGCUAGAUCUCACGCGACGGCUCAUUCGACGGGACUCGUUGUCCUCGCAAGGGGUGACAACCACGUGAGCCGCAAACUGUUCGAUUCAAGGUUCUCAGAUUCGUCGUCCAUUAACAAGCGCAACGAUCCCCUGGUCUCAUACUCGGCGCCGAAUCUAAUUUCCCUUUAAUAGCAAAACAUUAUAAGAGAUCAAAGGAACGCCGACGGGCUCCCCGAUAUCCAGCCCAGUUGCAGAGUUGGUCUUAGAAGAGCUGGAAAAGGACGCUUCCAGCCACUAUGAGUCAGCGUUUUGGUUUCUUUCAUUUACGGCCAUGGGCAUACAUGCGUCACAGGCUAGUCGAGGAAGUUUAAUAUUCAUCUCUUAAUCAUGGUGGAGAGUUGGGGGGGGGAGGUGAGGUUGUGUGCUAAGGUGGUUACGGAAUAGUGCUCCCUUGCUCCAUCGAGCCACGCGGUAGAUGCGCUGGGCUAACACAUGGGGGCCAUAUGGGAUUCGGACAGGCGUUUUAGAAAACAAAACACAUGUAAGCAUCUAGGAGGUGUGGUGGCAAACCCAGUUGACGGCAGAGAUCGGGACGCCUGCCGCCGGCCCCUCCAACCGUCAUUCGUGUUUCCGGUUAUAAUCCUGGUUAUUUCCUGGGUGAACCAGGGGUUUGAAGUGGAAUAUCAAGGUGCGGGCUCAACCGCACCAUCCACCUGUGUCCUCCCCGCCCCCGGUCUUCUUGAAUUUAUCUUGACACUGGGUCCAGGUGGGGGAGGAGAAGGUGGGGGUUAAAAUCAUUUUCAUUUGAUGUGUUGACCAGGGGGGGUUUAAAGUAUAGCGUCAAAGUGUGGGCUCGUGCUUUCCAUCUACCUGCGCCCUCCCUGCCUCUGGUCUUCUUGACUCUCCCUUCACACCGGGUUCAGUUGGCGGCGGCGGAGGAGGAGGAGGAGGAGAAGAAGAAGAAGAAGGAGGAGAAGAAGAAGAAGAAGAAGAAGAAGAAGAAGAAGAAGAAGAAGGAGAAGGAAGAGGAGGGAAUAUGGCAGAUGCCUUGCAAGUCUACUACCAACAUGAACUAA
Spirometra erinaceieuropaei is the source of this 15707-nucleotide messenger RNA. The record is from the annotation of a GenBank genome assembly. Lineage: Eukaryota; Metazoa; Platyhelminthes; Cestoda; Diphyllobothriidea; Diphyllobothriidae.